Messenger RNA from Triticum dicoccoides, 1488 nucleotides. Its product is annotated as GDSL esterase/lipase At4g10955-like. The transcript is spliced from 3 exons. The record is from RefSeq and is a predicted model, not a curated record. Lineage: Eukaryota; Viridiplantae; Streptophyta; Magnoliopsida; Poales; Poaceae. The coding region runs from base 291 to 1322 and encodes 343 amino acids.
GGUGCGCCCAGCUGUACAAGAGGGAAGAUUUCGUGCUCCUAACCUCAAAGUCUUCUCUUUCGCCUCUUCAAGCACCAUUUCUUAACUUCUCCAGCACUUGGUCAGCCCGAAUAAUUUUUUUGCCAAUCAGUUAGAUGCUCUGGUUUGUUGCCCAAAUAAGAGUAUGAAUCCCAUUCAGAGUCCAGAGAAGGCAACGAGGGAGAGGAUGCCGCCGCGCCGAGCAUGAUAUGAUAUUGAAGAAGAAAUUUAUCUGAGCAACCUUCUGGCUAAUCUGAUCCAUUGGGGCAAGGAUGGGCAAAGUGCCGUCACAGAAGGACAUCUUUGAGGUUUCAGGACCUACCUAUUUGACAUACGUGAAUUGGAACUGCCCACACCACCAGCGAUCGGCCAUGGCGAGCCUCGUGCAAGGCGUGUACGUCCUGGAGCGCGACCGGCAGUGGAACCGCCAGGGCCCCGACGCCCGCGCGCCGGCGUGGUGGAAAUUCUUCAACUUCGAGCUGCGGCAGGCGCUCGUGGACGCCGCCGACUCCUCCAUCUUCGGCGCGGUGUACGCGUUCCAGCCGCCGUACCACCUCAUGGACCCCGCGGCGGCCGCCAGCGCGCCGCACUACGUCGUCGCCUUCCGAGGGACCGUCACCAAGAAGGCCUCCGCGUCCAGGGACCUCGAGCUCGACCUCCUGCUCGUCCGGAGCGGCAUCGAGCACACCUCCCGCUUCCGCGUCGCGAUGCAGACCAUCCACGACGUCGCGAGGCACGGCCGCGUCUGGCUGGCCGGCCACUCGCUGGGGUCCGCCAUCUCAACCCUCGCCGGAAAGACCAUGGCCCGGGCGGGCGUCGUCCUCACCACAUUCCUCUUCAACGCGCCGUUCCUGUCGGCGCCGGUGGAGAGGAUCCCGCACAAGAAGGUGAAGCAGGGCAUCCGCAUCGCCAAGAGCUUCGUCACGGCCGGCGUGGCCACCGUCCUGCACAAGGGCGGCGGCAGCAGCGACAAAGCCUUCGCGGCCCUGGCGCGGUGGGUGCCGAACGUGCUGGUGAACCCGGCGGACCCCAUCAGCGCGGAGUACGUGGGGUACUUCGACCACCGCAAGAAGAUGGAGGACAUCGGCGCGGGCGCCGUCGGGAGGCUGGCGACGAGGCACUCGGUCAAGGACCUGCUGCUGGGCAUCGGCAAGCCGGGCGGCUGCGAGCCGCUGCACCUGUUCCCUUCGGCCGUCCUGACGGUGAACCGCGGCCCGUCGCCGGACUUCAAGUCGGCGCACGGGAUCCACCAGUGGUGGAGGCCGGACUUGGCCCUGGAGUGCAGGGCCUAUUCGUACGCUUGAUCGGCUGGCAAACCUCCUCUGGAUCCUGGCUCUCGUAGAAACUGAAACUCGAAAAUGAUUUGUGUUGGCUGCAGAGCCUGAAACUGUCAACGCAGAAGAGAAGACAAGAUUUAUACUACUACUGUAGUUUUGAACUUUCGAUUCAAGGCAUGCCCAGUAGCACAAC